AUGGCACCAAUAACUGCGAUCCAGAAUAAAAUUAAGUCUGCGGAUCUUUCGAUAACUCCAGGGAAGGGAGGCUUGAUGUCUUUCCCAGGAAUCACCGCUGAGAGCUCUCGCAAGCUCAGCGAACUCUUGCAAAGGAACCAAGAUGAUUACCAUGGAUUCUUCAAUGAUAGAGGAUUUCAUAACCACAUGUCCGACGACCUCCUGGCUACCUACGACUUUGGGGCCACUCCAGCUGAUUUGGACACUAUAUACAAUCGUGUAAAGCAGGUGCAGCGUGCACCCCCAGAGCUCCACUCGGAGGUCGUCGUGGACCUAUCGGACGAAAGCCAAUGGCACAAGCAUCUUGGCGACAAGGACCGUUGGUCUGAUUUUCUUACGUUUUUCCAGACGGAGAUGGAGGAGAUUGGCAUGCCAGCUAUGUUAAACAAGAGACUCUUUGCGGGGACGGAGGCUUCAGAUGACCUUCUGGCCCGUUGUUUUUCCGGUUUAUAUCAUCCAAUCAUCCGUAUUGGGUACGGGUUGGAAUUCGAUAUUCCUGGACUAGUUCCGGUAGGACUUGCUACUGCGGCAUGUAGUGAUGACUGGACAGCAGUUUUCCUGAAAGGGGCAUUAGCGGAUGCCAUAGAUAUUGACAGUAAGGAGUUCGGCAAGCCAUAUUUGGAUAUCCUCAACGAGGUCCAAAAUGAUCCGAUUUUCCGCAAUCCAGGCACCGAUAGGCAGCUGUAUAACUAUUUCUCAACUAUUCUCCACGAUGCAAUGGACCCAAUUCUUUCAUAUGCCAAACAGUACCGAGUACCUGUUGACCAGAUCGACGAGAAAACUGCCGAAUCACUCAACAUAGCGGCUCUUAUGCUCGGCGGUGCCAUGCGGAAGGACAAGGAGGUCAAAGUGGAUUUCUUCUUGAUUCACUGUGUGACGACGGCCAUCUUCAUAUCGGUCUUCAAUGCCCAGGAUUGGAUAACUUCAGAGAGCAAGGCCCGUCUCCUAGAAUGGAAGACUCGUUUCGACAUACUCACUUAUGUUGCAAUUGGUGCACCGGUACUCCACACGGACGAGAUUAAAAAUUAUGAACCAAAGGUCUCACAGGACGGCGUUGGAAACCCAUGGCUUGAUAUUAUUGAACGUUCAAUCCACGUAGAAGACGAUGGCCAUACCAUUAAGACCAUCAGGGCCCUGGCGCAUGGUGAGAGGCUCGCUGCAAGAUAUGGAGAGAAGUUGAAUUUGCCCGUUGUGGGUAACAUGUGGAGGAAGAUCGCUGCUAUGAGUAUCGAUAGCGCUGAAGGGUUGGGUGACUGCCAUGGGGGUCCUCGUGCAUGGGUAAGAGGUGCUGGAUUUGAUCAGGCAUGGGAAGUUUUCGGGCCCAGGGAGCCCCGCUCAAAGCUUAAGGAUUGA
Molecule: messenger RNA, 1392 nt
Organism: Morchella sextelata
Lineage: Eukaryota; Fungi; Ascomycota; Pezizomycetes; Pezizales; Morchellaceae
Exons: 7
Coding region: 1-1392 (463 amino acids)
Molecular function (GO): oxidoreductase activity
Source: RefSeq, a predicted model, not a curated record